Camponotus floridanus (Florida carpenter ant) is the source of this 1414-nucleotide messenger RNA. RefSeq names its product CD151 antigen (gene Tsp74F). The record is from RefSeq and is a predicted model, not a curated record. Gene Ontology annotation, cellular component: membrane. NCBI's taxonomy places the organism in Eukaryota, Metazoa, Arthropoda, Insecta, Hymenoptera, Formicidae. The transcript is spliced from 7 exons. The coding region runs from base 336 to 1061 and encodes 241 amino acids.
AUACGCGAUGCGUCAGUUGUCAGUCUCGUCCUCGGUUGAAACGUGCUUUGGUUACUAGUGUCACGUGAGCUUAAGAACGCGCAGUUUGGUGACGGUUACGAGAGCGAUAGUUAAAUAUGAAAAGGUGGGAUCAGAAGGCAGGAUUGUAGUAAUAUUACUACCUGGAAGAAGAAUAAAACCCGGCGACCUCGGGCCGAGAUUAACUUUCGAUUCAUCGAAGGAUCACUCCUCAAGCUCCUUCUUCUUCCUACGAUCUUCUUGUUGCCGACGAUUAUUUUCGACGAUUUAUGAUUGUCUCGUCAAGAUUGUUCACAGAUUAACAUCACUAAGAGGAAAUGGGAUACGGCACAGAAAUGGAUGGCUGUGGUCGUUUCAUGAAAUACUCCUUAUUUUUAACGAACUUUAUCAUUUUCAUUGGAGGGAUUAUUGUGACGGGUUUAGGCGUGUGGGCCUUAAUCGACAAAGUAUCAUGGAUAGGUGAACUCGUGGGAAAUGACCUGUUAACUGGAUCAGUUUAUGUUUUGCUAGUUGGAGGAAUCAUCGUGGCCUUUAUCGCUUUCUUCGGAUGUGUUGGUGCAUCGCGGGAAGUCAAGUGUAUGCUCUUGACAUACUUCAUAAUUGUAUUUUUGCUAUUUGUGACCAUGCUUAUCGGCGGCGUUCUGGGAUAUGUUUUCCGCGAAAAAUUGCUAAGCACAGUUGACAGAGAGAUGACGAGCUCGCUCCGACUUUACGAUCAUCGUAAAUCUAUCCGGGAUGCCUGGGAUGCCACGCAAUCGACGCUCCACUGCUGCGGCGUUAACAGCUGGAGGGACUGGGGAAACAUUGGCCUUAGCGUGCCGGAGAGCUGCUGUCGAGAAAUUCAACCGGGCCAGCGGUUCCACUGCAACGGUGGUCCGGACACAGUAAAUCCCUCGAAUGCUUAUAUGGAUGGUUGCAUCAAUGGAACGCGAAUCUACAUGCAGAAGCACGCGACCGUUAUGGGUGGCGCCGGCAUUGCAGUCGCAUGCCUCAUGUUUUUUGGAAUGAUAUUCUCCUGUGCACUCUUCAAAAUGAUCGAAUGACAGCAGGACAGAGUUGUAGUCUGAGGCUGUCCCCGUUUUUGUAGAGGGACGGAGAGGUCGUGAAUCUUCCUCAGAAGAUUUAUGCAAUUUCUCCAAUUGACGAAAUUACUCAUCGCUACAAGCGCACCUGAUUAUACCGUGAUAAUCAAAAAAGUGAACCUCUAUUUGAUUGUACAGUUCUCUCGCUAAUCUAUUACAUAGCGUUAUACAUGAUUACCAUCUUACUCUUUACAUUUUAGAUGUAAUUUAUAUAUAUUUAAGAUGUUUUCACUUAGUUGCAUGUAUCAUUAGUAUGAUAAUGCAUCAUGUACCUUAUAUAUGUGCCGUAAUAAAUGCAAUCCGUUUAUUAUGUA